Molecule: messenger RNA, 2385 nt
Organism: Argiope bruennichi
Lineage: Eukaryota; Metazoa; Arthropoda; Arachnida; Araneae; Araneidae
Product: ankyrin-3-like
Exons: 5
Coding region: 1-1953 (650 amino acids)
Biological process (GO): protein localization to ciliary inversin compartment
Cellular component (GO): ciliary inversin compartment
Molecular function (GO): protein binding
Source: RefSeq, a predicted model, not a curated record
AUGAAUCCCGCUCCCAACAUUGAAGUGGUUAGAUGCUUGAUUCAAGCCGGUGCUGAUAUAAAUUUGGAAAAUCACAUGGGUUAUACACCUUUACAUUUCGCAGUAAUUCAACGGAAACGUUUAGUUGUCAAAGAAUUGAUUGAGCAAGGAGCUUUAAUCAAUGCUCAGAAUUAUCUUGGAAUGUCAGCCUUGCAUUUUGCAGUCUCCGAUUUCGCCUUGUUUGGAACGCCAAUUCUAGAUCGCACACAUCUUGAUAUAUGGAUCGUCGAAAAGCUAUUAAAACAUCAAAAUAUAGAUCGCGAUCUAAUGAAUUCAAAUGGAGACACACCACUUAUGCUCUCUGCCAAAGAUUAUCAUAUAGAAUCUGCUGUGCAGUUGUUGCGAUCUAAAGCAAAUCCAAAUAUAUGCAAUAAGGAUUUCCAAACGCCUUUGCAUGUGGCAUUAACCCAUCCGCCAAGUGAUAUUGAGAUUGAACUUCUGAUCUGUGGUGCCAACCUUUAUGCAGUAGAUAGACAUGGCAUCACUCCUUUAGAUAUUCUAAUGAAGUUUACCUUGGAUGAUGAGAAUGAGGAAUGGGUUUGCGAAUUAUUUGCUAGAGAAAUGAAUACUAAGCACCAGUUUUACGGUGGUACAACGCCGUUCCGUUGGGCAUUAAUUCAAUGGAAACGUUUAGUUGCCAAAGAAUUUAUUGAGCAUGGUGCUUUAAUCAAUGCUCAGAAUUAUCCUGUGACAUCGGCAUUGCAUUUUGCCGUCUCUGACUGCUCAUUUGUGACCUUAAAUUCGUUUCUGGCUUCUCAUUUACCCAAAAACUUUGGUCAUCUAGUCAUGGUUAGAUGCUUGAUUCAAGCCGGUGCUGAUAUAAAUUUGGCAAAUCACAAGGGUUAUACACCUUUACAUUUCGCAGUAAUUCAACGGAAACGUUUAGUUGUCAAAGAAUUGAUUGAGCAUGGUGCUUUAAUCAAUGCUCAGAAUUAUCUUGGAAUGUCAGCCCUGCAUUUCGCAGUCUCCGAUUACACAUUGACUGGAAUGGCAUUUAUAGAUCAUAAACAUCUUGAUAUGUGGAUUGUCAAAGAACUAUUAAAGCAUGAAUAUAUAGAUCACGAUAUAUUAAAUUCAAAUGGAGACACCCCUCUUAUGCUUUCCGUCAAAGAGUAUCAUAUAGAAUUUGUCGAGCAGUUGUUGCGAUCUAAAGCAAAUCCAAAUAUAUGCAAUAAGGAUUUCGAAACCCCUUUACAUGUGGCAUUUUCCCAUCCUCCAAGUUGUAUUGAGAUUGAACUUCUGAUCCGUGGUGCUAACAUUUAUGCAGUGGAUAGAAAUGGAAACACUCCUUUAGAUAUUCUAAUCAAUAAUACCUUUUAUGACGAGAAUAAGGAAUGGGUAAAUUUCAUAUUAAAACUAAUUGCAUUUAAAUAUUGCGUAACAAAUGACUUGAAACUUGCACUGCAAAGGAAACCAGAGCUAUUUCAGUUUUGGAAUAAAUGUUGUGAUCAAGUGAAUGAAAUGAGAAGUGACUUUAUUACAGAGAAUAUAACAAUGCAUGACUUCAUUUGGAAUUGCUUCAAUGAAAAUCAAAUUGAAAAUCUGAUAUUGCAAAUUCACAAGCCUGUGGUAGAUCGAUUAGCAAGAGAUAUUUAUCCUGACUAUUUUGCUGAAAUCUUUAUCCCGAUACCGAAAUGGAAUUUGUGUCAAAUAUUGGAAAUCACAGCCUGUUGUAAAAAACGUGCAGAUGGAUCUAAGGUGAGAAAUCUUGCCUAUUUACUAUCAAAAAUAGACAUUAUUUAUUUGAUUUCUAAGCAUUUGAGAAGAGAAGAUAUUUUUUGCCUAAUUGUUGCAUUUUAUGAUAUGAGAAUUCCUAAAUCAUUGCAAGAUGAGCAAGGACACUCUUACCGUUUUUUAUUUACUCCAGAAUUUGAAGAAGGAAACGAUGCUCAUAUGGCUGUAAUUAAGUUUUAAAACUGCUAAUUUUUUUAACUUCAUUUCUAAGUUUAUUUUUAUUAAAAUUUUGCCAGGAGAAUUGUAUAAUUAAUCUGUUUUACUUCUUAAUCAUUAUAAUUAUGCUUAUUUUAUCAUUUAAUUUAUUUGUAGAAUUAUGACAAAAUUAGAAAAUGUCUAUUUUUUUAUACAAAAAAUUUUUUUUAACUCUUUCCAGCACUUGAAUAUUGAAAUAAUGCAGACAAAUUUUAGACAGAUUAAUUUUUAAUCUUUUUUAUUAUUCCUAAAAAACUUGCAAUAUUUUAAAGUAACUAAUUUUGAUUGAUUCCAUAGAAAAUGAUAUAUAACUGAUUUUUUCAUCGAAAAUUUGAUGUGUUUUCGUGUCGUAAGUUUCAAGAUUUAGUAACUGAAAUUCAAUUCAAAUAAUGCGUUCUUUUUGAGUAUUGAAAUAUA